GUUCCUCAAUUUGGCAAAGCACGUUUUCAUCAUUAGAUGAUCUUUGAAAUGAAGUAAGAUGGCUUUGAAGCAUCAGUGGGACAUGAUCAAACUGUCUGGGCAAGAUGGAGAAAACAGAAAUAGUGAGGCAAAAAAAGGAUUACUGGACACGCGCUAUAGUACAAAUGAUCAAAUCGCCUUUAAAAUUCUCCAGGCUGAUGUUACAGAGAGGAAGCUGGACUUCGCCAAGAAAGGGGCAGACCUUCCACAGGCUUGAAACAAAGCAUCGCACAUCAAGUUGAGGCAAGACCUAGCUCCUCCCUUACUUCACGGCUGGGUGAGGAGAUGUUGGCGUCACAAAACACAAAAAUGAUAUCACCUAUCAUUUCCCAGCUGAUUGAUGAGAGGAAAUCAAUGGAAAACGGAGCCCUGCUGCCUCUGCCACAAGCAAUCGCUCAGCCUCAACUGUGUCCCCCCAAGCCAGCUUCGGACAGGCACAGUGGAGUGACCAUGUACAGGUCAUUUGCUCCAGACAGUUUGGGAAUUCUGACUCCAUCAGAUGAGCAAGGACUAGAGACAGAACCACUGUCCACGGGGGACAACCUGGGCAGAGGCCCCCACAGAGGGUUCUCAUCUAUCACCAUCACUGCACGACGUGUAGGCCCUCCGGCCAACUCCUUAGUAUGGGACACUGUUAGGGACUCACUAUAUCCCAAUUGCAGGGCCAAGGAUGCUUUGCUCCAAGAGCCCCCAGCUCUGGCCAGUGGUACCCAUCUAUGUCAGCACAGCGGAUCCUUGACCUGUACAGAGUUCCCCAGCAGUGGCUCCAUAGAGGGGAUGAAGGUACCCCAGGCUCAUACGAGGCUGUGUGCAAGGCAGGAGUACUGGAUCACCCACAUGGGUGACAAAGAGGACAGUUUUUCUUCAGACAGUUCACCAUCAAGAAGAGUGCCACUGGUGUUCAGUUCAUGUGUCCACCUCCGGGUGUCUCAGCAGUGUCCCAAUGCCAUUUACUAUUUGGACAAAUCGCUCUCUGUCCCCCUUGAGCAACCUCAGAUUGCUAGCCCCAAAGUCCACAGGUCUGUCCUGUCUCUCAGCCUCCGCUGUAGUUCCCACAGGUUAACAGCAGAUGGCGUAGACAGCACAGCUAAUGGCGAGCCAAUCAGCAGAGCCCUGCCGCGGGAGCUUCUGGAGGGAAAGCAGGACCUCCUAGGUCCACAGUUGGGCCAGCGGCAGGAAGGUCACUGGAAGGAGAGCCCAGCAUUGGUGCCAGUACAUUUGGGGAGUGGCACGUGCCCUCGGACUAGCUCCCCUCCCCUGGAAAAAGUCAAAUUUGCAGAUGUGAGAAGGAACCAGGUCCCAGUGAAAAAGGAGAAAGAGGAGCUUGCCACAUGUACCACUAGCAGCCAUGCCGACCAACUCUCCAUCCAUAUUCCCGGCUGGAGUUACCGGGCAGAAACAAAAGAAUUUUCUGGAAACAGCAAGGAGCAACAAGAAGAAGCACAAGGAACUCUUCCUCCUUCCCCAGUGGGACAGAAGCCCAUUAAACACUUCCCUUUUGAUGGAGACAGUUCACCAAGCAAUGAUGGGCAGUCUAGCAUCUUUUCUGAGUCCCAAGAGAGACAACACCCGUACUUCCUGACAACCAGAGUCCCUUUGUCUGUGUUUCUUUGCCCUUUACAAGUCACAUGUGCCUCUCCUCAGGAAGAUGAUACUGCUCAGAUAGAGAAAGAGUUCCCCAAAGAUUACACCUGCUGCGACUUGGUUGUAAAACUAAAGGAAUGCAAGAAGCAGGAGGACCUCCUUGCCACUCCUGAGCCCUCACCAGCAAUGCCCUCUCCAACAGCCGCAGAGGAACCAGGGAGCUCUGACCCGCUGGAAGGUAGUUCUGAGCCUCGGCACCUGCUGGCAAGCUCCAUGACCUUGCAGGAAGCGCUGGAAGUCCGUAGACCUCAGUUCAUUUCUCGCUCGCAAGAACGGCUGCAAAAACUUAAGCACAUGGUACAGCAAAGGAAAGCCCAACAAAAGGAAAACCUGGGGCAGAAGCAGAGCCUACUUCCUGUCCGUGCCCACAAGAAGCAGUUCACCGUUCCCCAUCCUCUUAGCGGAUUUACUUUUAUUUUAUACAUAGAGUAUUUGUCUGCAUGUGUACACUACAUGCAUGCCUGGUGCCCAUGGAGACAGAAGAAAGGGUCAGAUCCCUUGAAAACAGGACUUCCAAACUGUUAUAACUUGUUCAAACCCAAAGAAAGGUGCAUUUCAGAGAAGGAGAUGCAUAUGAGGUCUAAAAGAAUCUAUAAUAACUUGCCGGAAGUUAAAAAGAAAAGAGAAGAGCAAAAGAAGAGAGUGAUCUUACAGAGUAACAGACUCCGAGCAGAAGUCUUCAAAAAGCAAUUACUGGACCAGCUCCUUCAGAGAAAUGCCGUCUGAUCCCAAGUGGCCCUGCUAGCCACAGCCUAGAUCUGGGAAGACGGCCGACGUUGGAUGAGCCAUUAAACUUAACACUAUCUUCACAUGUGAAAGAUACUUUUAUUUUACUUUUUUUUUCUUUCUGAAAGACCCAAACAAACAAAAGCAACAGUCCUGGAGUCAAUAGAUCAGCAGUCCAUUGCUGGGACUUCUGUUACUCAGAACCUGCUAGACACCCCACCCCACCCCCUUUUUAAUUAUUAUUAUUGUUAUUAUUUUGACUUGUGGAUUUUACCCAUUGCUUCUGAAGUUUCCAGGAUACCAUUUCCACCCAAGCAGGAAAGCUUUGUAUAUUCAAGUAUGCUUAGAUGUUGGGUUUUUUUUUUGGGGGGGGGGGGUGCAGUGCUUUUUUUUUAAUCAAAUUUUUGAGAAGCAAAAAUCUAUCAUAUUUUAAUUCUUAAUCCCAAUGGCCUCCAAUUCUGAAAUCCAAAGUCUGCUUAUCAUACACACCUUGGAGCACCAGAGACUGACUUUGAAAUGGACAGGCGAAGGGGCAGAGCACAGGCAAGCCCCAGAGCCCUCUGCCUCUCUUCCACCCUACCCCACAGAGCCUGCUUUUGUCAGCCAAAGCCCUUGUUUCAGUGGGAGCCCGAGAAUGACUGGGUGAGGACAUCAGUGGUUUCAGCACACACACACACACACACGUAUGCACGCACACACAUGCAAACGCACGCUGGAAGUUAUCUGGAUCAAAUGGCCUAGCAAUACCCACCCUCAUAUUUUCUUUCAAGUAUUCUUCAUAAAUAUGCAUUUGUGGAUUUAAGAACAAAUUAGUUUUGCAACAAAAAAUGGAAAUAA
Myodes glareolus (Bank vole) is the source of this 3246-nucleotide messenger RNA. The record is from RefSeq and is a predicted model, not a curated record. NCBI's taxonomy places the organism in Eukaryota, Metazoa, Chordata, Mammalia, Rodentia, Cricetidae.